GAGCUGUGCGUUGUGUGCAUGUUCGCUCGCCGGUCUCGUGAUGUCAUGACGCAGUGCGGUGCUUAGGAAGCGGAGAGGCCCUCAGCGGCCUUCUGCGGAACCCGGGACUGGGGCCUGGGGAUAGGGGGCCCUGGUUUUGCAAAAUUGGUUUGUGAAAAAAGAACCCGUGCCGGAAUCACCUCCUAGGCUUUGCAGAAGUUGUCAGCGUUUUGGUCAAAAGUCAUUUUCAGGAUAUGGGAGGAUACAUUUAAAGGGAUUGUACAGCUCAAAGAUAAGUGUUGCUGUUAUGGAGGGGAUGGACGUUGAUCUCGAUCCAGAGCUAAUGCAAAAGUUUAGUUGUUUGGGAACUACAGAUAAAGAUGUCCUCAUCUCCGAGUUCCAGCGUCUGCUUGGUUUUCAGCUCAAUCCUGCAGGCUGUGCCUUCUUCUUGGACAUGACCAACUGGAAUCUACAGGCUGCCAUUGGAGCAUAUUAUGACUUUGAAAGUCCCAGUGUCACAAUCCCUUGCAUGUCCUUUGUGGAAGAUGUUACAAUCGGGGAAGGGGAAUCUGUGCCACCAGACACCCAAUUUACCAAGACAUGGAGGAUCCAAAACACUGGGUCAGAAGCAUGGCCCCCUGGGGUAUGCCUACGGUAUGUUGGUGGUGACCAAUUUGGCCAUGUAAACAUGGUUUUGGUGCGCUCGCUUGACGCCCAGGAAAUGACAGAUGUGAGUGUACCGAUGUGCAGUCCAAGCCAGGCUGGAAUGUACCAGGGCCAAUGGAGAAUGUGUACGGCUACCGGCCUGUAUUUUGGAGAUGUCAUAUGGGUUAUACUUAGUGUUGAAGCUGGUGGCCUGCUGGGUGUUACUCAGCAGCUCUCAUCCUUCGAAACAGAAUUUAACACUCAGCCACACCGCAACCUUGGGGGCAACUACAACCCAUUUGCUUCACCCCAAAAGAGUCGGUCUCCUGAACAGGAGCACAUGGGAAAUUGGGCCCCAGAGACAGAGAUCCCUGAAAAUGAGCAGAAUGGACUAUCACAGACCCCAGUAAAUAUAUGUUCAACGGAUCUCCCGGCCAGCCACUCUGUAGCAACAUAUAGAGAGAGUGUUCAUGGGCCUUAUUCGUUUGGAGAAUCCUAAAAGAAAACAUGUUUCUUUCUCAAUGCACCUGCGUCUUCUUGCCUCCCCUGGAUAUCCGGCACCAAGAGAAACCUGUUGAAGAUAAUGUAUAGGGGAGGUGUAUUAACCAAAUUAAUUUUAUACAGGGUGCUGCCUUUGUUUCCUCCUGCUGAAUGAUUUACCCUCUAACCCUUACAGAUUACAGCUCUUUAAGGAGUGGGAAUGGAAAAGUAAUCUGGGGAGGGAAAUGUGAUAGCUCCAGAGAUUUAAAGUGCGAGGAUUGCUGUGUUUUUUAAUUUAAUUAUAAUCCUUGCAAAAUGACUACCCUACAAAAACUCAUGUUUUCUGUCCCUCCAAAAGCAGCUUCAGAUGCCUUUAUCUUUUAGUUUUAUAAGUAUUUUCUGCUUUGGAUUUCGGUCAGAAACCAGAUUGACUGCAUUCAACCCACUUGGAGGCAGCGCUAUGAGAAUAAACUACUAUCUGUAUAACAGUAUAGGUAUACUUAAUUUUGUUGGCCCCUUUGCAUCCGUAUACAUUAUAUUGCUAAAAUGAGAAAAAUUGUAUUCACAGGAGCAGGCAUCUUUUCUAGUGCACUCAAGUCAAAAUAGUUACUGCUUGUAGGUUUUAUAGAUUGUACAGGUUAUUUUACCAGAUUAUAGAAUAUGGCCACAUGAGUCUAACUAUGGGUACCUAAAACAGUGGCGCCAGGAAUGGUAUCUAUAUUUAGAAAUAAUCAGUUUAUUUGUUUGAGCAGUCGCCCAUUGUACUAUUUUUACAAAUUCUGUACUAAAAACAACUGAUGAACAAGAAAAA
Molecule: messenger RNA, 1915 nt
Organism: Spea bombifrons (plains spadefoot toad)
Lineage: Eukaryota; Metazoa; Chordata; Amphibia; Anura; Pelobatidae
Gene: ILRUN
Product: inflammation and lipid regulator with UBA-like and NBR1-like domains
Exons: 6
Coding region: 287-1123 (278 amino acids)
Biological process (GO): macroautophagy
Cellular component (GO): phagophore assembly site
Molecular function (GO): ubiquitin binding
Source: RefSeq, a predicted model, not a curated record